UCUGUGUGCGCUUCGUACUUAAUAUCGUAUUCUCCAUUUGUGUUAAGAAAACUUAUGAUAUCUGUAAUUAUGCUGAUGGCUUAAUCAUUGAUAAUUAUUGGAAUAAUCAGCUUGUUUUAUUACAGUUGAAUUGCUUAUGUGUAAAAUUGCAACGUUGACGUCUCGGUAGAUCGCAAUAGAGUCCGACCCGAGUACUGUUAGGACCCCUCCCCUUCCUAAUCUUUCACGUAUUCUCUUCUCCUUCUUAUUCUUAUCUCUCUCUGCAUUUUUGUUUUUCUUUUAUCGUCUCUUCUUCGCAUUCUCCGUAAAAUCAGAAAGGAGAGAUGGAAGUCGCAUGCGGAUCCCGUAAUCGUCUCAUCGUUGCUUAUCUUCGAAUGUCUUGACAUUAAAUAUUUGAUAUUCUCGCGUUUCUCUUCAGUGAUGGAUCUUCGCUUUAGGGUAUUUGUUGUAAUCUUCCUAAUCGCAGCCUUCAUCUGGCAGUCUACCAAUGGGAAAGAUUCAGGUAAUAGUGGUUCUUCAAAAAAAAAGAAAAAUGCAACCAAGAUUCAACUUAGUGAAGACAUUGCAAUGAAUCCUUUUCUUCAGCAAUCCGUAAUUCUUUCUGGUAUUGAGGGCAAUCCCUUUCUGUCGAUUCAUGUCAACAAUAGCCAAAAACCAUUCAGUACAGUACCAAAUAUAUCUCUAUCACAAGAGAAUAAUAUUUUCAACAGUACAGUGCCAAAUAUAUCUCUAUCACAAGAGAGUAAUGUUUCCAACAUUGCAAUAUUUACUAACAACAAUCCUUUCUUGAACUUUGGGACUGAUACAAGGGUUGAUACGGCACCAAAACCAGUUACACAAGCACCUGAACCAGUGACUAAUAUACCAUCAUCUUCAGCAUCAGAUAACCCUUUUUCAACAUUUUAUGCACAUAAUCCUAUUACAAUUAAACCUGCAUCCUUAGGCACACCAUCAUUGUUGGAUUUAAUAUCUAUCACGAGUGGCUCAACGAAAACAAUAUCAGAACUUAAAUGCGACGAAUACGUGAGAGAAAUCGUAGGCACGACUGAAAUAAUGUCGCUUGUCGGCACAUCAUCUGACGUGAUUAAAGUGAACAAUAUCUGUCGGGAUGCAAAUCGCCUAGUUAUCGGUGGUACCGAGGCGAAGAUCGGCGAGUUCCCACACAUGGUCGCCUUGGGACGCAUCUCCGAUAGGACGUUCACUUUAAUGUGUGGAGCGACACUGAUCUCACAUACUUGGGUACUUUCUGCUGCGCAUUGCACUUAUGGGCCAAAUGGCAGUCCGACUGAUGCACGCAUAGGCUUUCACAAAUUGACAGAUCAACAAUCCACAGGUGUCACAGUUGCCAUCAAAACCAUGAUCCGACAUCCGAAUUAUAAACCACCCGCAAUGUAUGCGGACAUAGCUCUGGUGGAACUCGCGAAUGCCGUUACAUUUAGCAUGACAAUACGACCUGCAUGUCUUUAUCAAAAAUACGAUAGUGUACCAGUGAGCGCCUGGAUUAGCGGUUGGGGUGUUACCGAAAUCGCUGGAGAUUCGACCGAGGAAUUGCGGAAGGCUCAGCUGGAUCUGAUAGACAACUUAGCGUGCACGAUACGGUACAACAGUUCCAAAGAAACUCCAUAUGGUGUCACACCGAGCAUGAUUUGCGCCGGUGAUCCUAGUGAAGGCUGGAUCAAAGAUUCUUGCCAGGGCGAUUCCGGAGGUCCUCUACAAGUUAUUCAUCCUAAAAAUCUGUGCGUAUUCCAAGUGAUUGGCGUCACCAGUUUUGGUCAGGGCUGCGCGAUCAUCGACACGCCUGGUGUUUAUACUAGAGUAUCCCAUUAUAUUUCCUGGAUAGAGGGUAUCGUUUGGCCGCAAUAAUUGUGAUCUAUUAGGUUUUUACGCGAAAAAUAUAAAAAAACAUUAUUUAUUAAAUUGUAUUCGGUCAAAUUAAAUCUUACA
Molecule: messenger RNA, 1944 nt
Organism: Camponotus floridanus (Florida carpenter ant)
Lineage: Eukaryota; Metazoa; Arthropoda; Insecta; Hymenoptera; Formicidae
Product: serine protease snake
Exons: 5
Coding region: 421-1863 (480 amino acids)
Biological process (GO): proteolysis
Molecular function (GO): serine-type endopeptidase activity
Source: RefSeq, a predicted model, not a curated record